This is a messenger RNA of Erythranthe guttata (spotted monkey flower), 1375 nucleotides long. The record is from RefSeq and is a predicted model, not a curated record. NCBI's taxonomy places the organism in Eukaryota, Viridiplantae, Streptophyta, Magnoliopsida, Lamiales, Phrymaceae.
GUGUUUUGCAGCCUAAUUAAAAGGAGCUUGUAUUUAAUUUAAUUUGCAUUUCUUUUCUUUGGCUGUGUUGUUUGUUUGCCAUUGAGUACAGAAGAUUUAAUGGAGGCGGCACAGGGUGGCGGUGGCGGUAGCGAUGGCGGUGGUGGUGGUGGUGGUGCGGAAGUGAGAAGACUUCAUAUAGUAUACUUUCUUAGUCGAAAAGGCCGAAUCGAACACCCUCAUCUCGUCCGCGUCCAUCAUCUCUCUAGAAACGGUGUUCGAUUACGAGAUAUCAAGAGAUGGUUGGGAGAAUUAAGAGGAAAAGACAUGCCAGAAUCAUUUUCUUGGUCAUACAAGAGGAGAUAUAAAACAGGGUAUGUAUGGCAAGAUUUAAUGGAUGAUGAUUUAGUUACUCCAAUCUCAGACAAUGAAUAUGUGCUCAAAGGAUCUGAGAUUUCCUCCAUUAUUAUUAAUAAUAUUAAAGAAAAUCAAAAGGCAUCAUCCAAAGAAGAAGAGAAUAACCACAGCCAUUCAUCGGAAACCUCAAUUUACGUCUCGACAAAAUCAUGCGAAAUCGAAGAAGAGUCUCCGACUUCUUUCGGCUCGGAAACAUCCACUUUGACGGACGAUUCCGGGAAAAUCGAGAAGGACAAACACGAAGAUCCAUCUCUCGAAGAGAAAACGCAGCGGUCCUCGAAUUUUUACUCGGCACUUUUGAGCAAGAAGAAGAAGGAGAAGAAGGAAAGAAGUAGUAGUACUAAGAAAGUUACUAUUAAUGAAAAAGUUACAAGUAUAGCAGAAGAUCGAGAAGGUGCGGUUACAGAUUCAUCGAAGGAGCCUCGUUUGUCGAAGAGCAAGAGCAAGGGCUCUUCGAAUGGAGGUUCGAGUAUAUUCCGGAACUUGAUUACAUGUGGAGCUGUGGAAACGAAUGAUUCGGCAGUUGUGGCAGUUAAUAAUAAUAAGCAGAGUAAUAAUAAGAAGGCAUUAUUGAAUAUGUGCUCAAAUGAUCUUGAAAAUGUAUAUUCGGCAGAGGUGUGCAAAAGUGAUAGAAUGGGUGGCUCUCAGAGGGUGUUCGGAACUCCGAAUUGGACUCAACAAAAAUGGGGUGCCAGGAAGAGCUGUGAUGGGGUAAAGGGAUCAGGGAAGAACAAGAGUGAAUCGAAGGAGAAAACAGCAACUUGUGCUGCUAAUUACAAGCAACUUAACUGGCCAAAUUGCUCGCAAUGCGGAAAGCCGUUCAAUCCGGAGAAACUACACUCGCAUAUGAGAUCGUGCGAGUUCAUGAAAGCUUUGUCUAAGGCUAAUGCUGCUGGGAAAGAGAUCAAGAUCACUAUAACUAAGGACUAAAGUUUACUAACUGAAUUAUCAUUGUCAGGAAUUCUUUUUUUCUUUUUUU